GGAGGAGGAGCAGCAGGCCUCCGGGCCCUGGCACCGCCGUCCGCAGGACAUUUCUGAUUCAUUUGCAUCCUUGAAGAGCAUCGGUAGAAGAGGAAGGAAAAGAUGGGUGUGAAAACAUUUACUCAUAGCUCUUCUUCCCACAGCCAGGAAAUGCUUGGAAAGCUAAAUAUGCUUCGAAAUGAUGGACAUUUUUGUGAUAUCACUAUUCGUGUCCAGGACAAAAUCUUCCGGGCACAUAAGGUGGUACUAGCAGCUUGCAGUGAUUUCUUUCGCACCAAACUUGUAGGCCAAGCAGAGGAUGAGAACAAGAAUGUAUUGGAUUUGCAUCAUGUUACAGUGACUGGCUUUAUACCCCUUUUAGAAUAUGCUUACACAGCCACUCUGUCAAUUAACACAGAAAGUAUCAUUGAUGUUCUAGCUGCAGCCAGCUAUAUGCAAAUGUUCAGUGUUGCUAGCACCUGCUCAGAGUUCAUGAAAUCAAGCAUUUUAUGGAAUACACCCAACAGCCAACCAGAAAAGGGUCUAGAUGCUGGACAAGAAAAUAACUCUAACUGCAAUUUUACGUCUCGAGAUGGAAGCAUUUCUCCAGUGUCUUCAGAGUGCAGUGUGGUAGAAAGAACCAUUCCUGUUUGCCGAGAGUCGAGGAGAAAGCGCAAAAGCUACAUUGUUAUGUCUCCUGAAAGUCCUGUAAAGUGUAGCACACAAACAAGUUCUCCACAGGUAUUGAAUUCUUCAGCUUCCUACUCAGAAAAUAGAAAUCAACCAGUUGACUCUUCUCUAGCUUUUCCCUGGACUUUUCCUUUUGGAAUUGAUCGAAGGAUUCAGCCUGAUAAGCUUAAGCAAGCAGAAAAUACCCGGACUUUAGAAUUACCUGGCCCAUCUGAGACAGGUAGAAGAAUGGCUGAUUAUGUGACUUGUGAGAGCACAAAAACUACCUUACCUCUGGGUACCGAGGAAGAUGUCCGGGUCAAAGUAGAAAGGUUAAGUGAUGAGGAGGUCCAUGAGGAAGUAUCCCAGCCUGUCAGUGCAUCUCAGAGUUCACUGAGUGAUCAGCAGACAGUGCCAGGAAGUGAACAAGUCCAAGAGGACCUUCUGAUUAGUCCACAGUCUUCCUCUAUAGAAUCCCAGGCAGGAAAAAACACAUCUGUCAAUGGACAAAGAUUUUGGAACCAGUCACAAGGCACAGCUCCUUUUUGAAGGAGUCAAG
This is a messenger RNA of Eubalaena glacialis (North Atlantic right whale), 1207 nucleotides long. Its product is annotated as zinc finger and BTB domain-containing protein 44-like. The transcript is spliced from 2 exons. Gene Ontology annotation, biological process: positive regulation of gene expression; regulation of transcription by RNA polymerase II. NCBI's taxonomy places the organism in Eukaryota, Metazoa, Chordata, Mammalia, Artiodactyla, Balaenidae. Gene Ontology annotation, molecular function: DNA-binding transcription factor activity, RNA polymerase II-specific; protein binding; RNA polymerase II cis-regulatory region sequence-specific DNA binding. The coding region runs from base 103 to 1197 and encodes 364 amino acids. The record is from RefSeq and is a predicted model, not a curated record.